UCAAGCAACCUUAAAGAGCAACUACCAGCCUGGGAACACGUCAGCGCUCCACCUAAAACAUACCACAAAAUUAAAAACCUUUGUUUAAAACAAAUACAUAAUGUAAAAUUAGUGAAAGAUCUAAAGAAUAUAUCAAGGAGACUGACUAACCAAGCUAUACAUAAACAACAAGACUCCUGCUUAUGCAAAGACUACAUAGACGACCAUAUUGAAGGCUGCAAGAAUCCACAUAGAUGCGCAAUGACUGGAGAUAAGAUCCUCUGUGACCUCCUACCCAAGUAUAACCCAUACUCAUCACCAACGAAAGACAACCUGACAUUGACACACCAGAGGUUAGAAAAAAAUGCAAACACAAGAAAACAA
Messenger RNA from Suillus subaureus, 363 nucleotides. RefSeq lists its product as uncharacterized. The transcript has a single exon. The annotation marks the transcript as partial. The record is from RefSeq and is a predicted model, not a curated record. NCBI's taxonomy places the organism in Eukaryota, Fungi, Basidiomycota, Agaricomycetes, Boletales, Suillaceae.